Scaptodrosophila lebanonensis is the source of this 4927-nucleotide messenger RNA. It is a transcript of the gene Pld, whose product is annotated as phospholipase D2. The record is from RefSeq and is a predicted model, not a curated record. Gene Ontology annotation, biological process: cell motility; phosphatidic acid biosynthetic process; intracellular signal transduction. The transcript has 9 exons. NCBI's taxonomy places the organism in Eukaryota, Metazoa, Arthropoda, Insecta, Diptera, Drosophilidae. Gene Ontology annotation, molecular function: D-type glycerophospholipase activity; phosphatidylinositol binding. Bases 706 to 4581 code for a protein of 1291 amino acids.
CUAGCCGGUGGCGGCUGCGCUCCUCUGUGCUCUAUUCAGAAAACUGUUCUUAAGAAAGCCUCUCUGGUGUCCAGUAAAUUUAACAACCGCGUGUAUCUCUUACGGUCGGCUUUGUGUCUAUGUGUGGGAUUGUGUGUAACCCUAAGAAAAUAUUGAACUGUUUUUUUUUAUAUUUGUAUUAAUUCGUGCUUAUUUUGCGCUUUCUGUCAGACGCCUCAAUUAAUGUGGUGUCGAUAUAUUGCUCAGAGAUAUGUACAUACAUAGGAGCAUAAAUUGAUCCGCAAACUGUGAAAGUAUCUCCGCGGCAGUGGUUGUGCGUGCCAUAUAUAUGUAUAUAUAUGUAUGUAUGUAUGUGCACACAUAAUAUAUACAUAACUCCUCAGUGCGUGAAUCAUAAAAGAAGUCGGUUGCUAUUGCACAUGCAUACAUAUAUCUAAAAACAUAUUCCCCAACAUUUGUGUGUAUAUACAUAUGUAUGUAUGUCACACCUUCAUACAUAUGUACAUAUGUAGAAGGAGAAGCCGGAUCUACAUCAACAAGUGGCAGUAAUAAUAAAAAUCUUUACGCUCAACUAUUGGGACUUUGUGUGGCAUUUUACAUGAGUUUACGACGCAUGAAGCCUACUUGCCGACAAACUAUCGCGGCUAUAUAAAUCGUGGCUAUGACGACGUAGACAAUUACUUUUUCUAUGCGCCGUUCGAAGAUAUGGCGGCUAAUAGCAAUGGUGCGGCUUUACCGCCCUAUACUGCCAAUGAGAAUACGGAGGAUGAGGAUGAUGUGUUCGAGGAUUGCACAGACGAUGCCGUAACGGACACUGACAACAAUGUCCUGCAAGGUCGCUGUCUGCCUGAGUUUCAGUUCUCGUUGGUGGACUCGGAAUAUGAUGAGACGCUGGCGUUUCCCGAUUCCGUGACCAUACUUUCCAAUGUUGGCGACAAGCCAGUGCUGGUCGAGCGCAAGGAUACCGACGAUGAUGACGAGGACUACGACGACGAAAACAGUGUGGCGUUGCGACACAAGGAGAUACCCUUCGGGAGUAUCUAUGGACCCAGUGUUAAGUUUAAUUCUUUUCAACGCAAAGUCUUCAUACCGGGCCGCGAGAUCCAUGUCCGGAUCGAGCCGAAUCUUGUGGAACGCAGCGUGACGACGCACUUGCUGAACCCGAAUUUGUACACCAUUGAACUGACUCACGGUCCCUUUAAGUGGACCAUCAAGCGUCGCUACAAGCACUUCAGCUCGCUGCACCAACAGCUCAGCUUCUUCCGCACGUCCCUGAACAUUCCCUUCCCCAUGCGCAGCCACAAGGAGAAACGUGCCACCCUGAAAGUGGCCGCCAGUCAGAUGGCCGAUGAGAGCACUUUGAAGGACUUGCCCGCGCACACCAAAGCAAAGCAUACCAGCACCCCAACCAGCAACCAGCACAACAACAAUAGCAAUGCGCCAGCCUCAGCCAUCAGUCCUAGUCAUAGUUCCAUAAUGUCCGGGCUAGCCCCCCGGCGUAGUCAGCAGAGAAAGCGCAAGAAAAAGAAACGGAAAUUGCCGAGAUUUCCAAAUCGACCGGAAAGCUUGGUUACCUUAGAGAACAUGCCUGUGCGUAUCAAGCAGCUGGAGGACUAUCUGUACAAUCUACUCAACAUCAGUCUAUACAGAUAUCAUCACGAGACGCUUAACUUUGUGGAGGUCUCCAAUGUGUCCUUUGUCUCGGGGCUCGGCAUGAAGGGAAAGGAAGGCGCCAUACUUAAGCGGACGGGCUCCACACGGCCCGGGCAGGCGGGCUGCAACUUCUUCGGCUGUUUCCAGCGGAACUGCUGCGUCCGCUGCAACUACUUCUGUUCGGACGUGGUUUGCGGCACUUGGCGCAACCGGUGGUUCUUCGUCAAGGAGACGUGCUUCGGCUAUGUGCGACCUACGGACGGCAGCAUACGAGCGGUCAUCCUGUUCGAUCAGGGCUUCGACGUCUCCACGGGCAUCUACCAGACGGGCAUGCGCAAAGGCCUGCAGGUGCUAACCAACAAUCGCCACAUUAUACUCAAGUGCUGGACGCGGCGUAAGUGCAAGGAGUGGAUGCAGUACCUGAAGCAUACGGCGCAGACAUAUUCCCGGGACUUCACGUGCCCCAACCCCCACUUGUCGUAUGCGCCAGUGCGGGCCAACACGCAGGCGUCCUGGUAUGUUGACGGAGCGCCCUAUAUGGCGGCUGUGGCGGAUGCGCUGGAGGCAGCCACCGAGGAGAUUUACAUUGCCGAUUGGUGGCUGAGUCCCGAAAUAUACAUGAAACGGCCGGCAUUGGACGGCGACUAUUGGCGGCUGGACAAGAUUCUAUUGCGCAAGGCAGAGAUCGGAGUGCGAAUCUUCGUGCUGCUCUACAAAGAAGUCGAGAUGGCGCUGGGCAUCAACAGUUAUUACAGCAAGUCCACCCUGGCCAAGCAUGAGAACAUCAAGGUCAUGCGGCAUCCGGAUCAUGCGCGAGCCGGAAUUUUGCUAUGGGCUCAUCACGAGAAGAUUGUGGUCAUUGAUCAGACAUAUGCCUUUAUAGGCGGCUUGGAUCUGUGCUAUGGACGCUGGGAUGAUCAGCAUCAUCGACUGACCGAUCUGGGAAGCAUUUCGACAGCCUCCGCAUCUGGGAGUACGCGGCGCGGACAGAGCGGCUAUUUCAGCAAGGAUGACGUGGACUCGGCCUUUGGAUCGCGCAAGUCCUCUCGGAAUGCGAACUACGAGAUGGCGUCCAAGGAGCCGCCGCAGAAAGAGGAUUCGCUUAGUGGGGUGGAGUUGCGAACUUUGAAGCCAGGGGACAAGCUACUGAUACCUGAAAUGCUCUCGACCGAAUCGACCCAGGACAGUGAUGCGCUGGAGGGCAUGAAGCUCAACACGCCCGAAAUGGAGCGCAAAAAUAUGCUGGAUCGGCUCAAGGACAAUGCGAUGAAGGGCGCCCGUCUCGGCAAGGACUUUGUGCAACGCCUGACCAUGAACGAGACGAUGCCGGAAGAGAAGCCCGAUGACAUAGUAUACAGCAUAGAUACAACUACAGAGACUAGGGAUAUUCCCGAUGGACCGGCCAGCAGUAGCUUACUCGCGAAAGUGAGCUCCAACACCAACAGCAACAACACCAACAGCAACAACGCCAGCAGCAACGACAGCAGCACCAACAACAGCAACAGCAGCAGCAACAACAACAGCAACAACACCAACACAACCAGCUGCUCUGCACAGCUGUUCAGUGAUUUUUAUGGACAGGCCAAGUACUGGUUCGGCAAGGACUACUCCAACUUCAUACUGAAAGACUGGAUGAACCUCAAUGCGCCGUUUGUGGACAUCAUCGAUCGCACGACCACGCCCCGCAUGCCCUGGCACGACGUGGGCGUUUGUGUGGUGGGAGCGGCGGCGAGGGAUGUGGCCCGCCACUUCAUACAGCGCUGGAACGCCAUCAAGCUGGAGAAACUGCGCGACAACACACGCUUCCCGUACCUCAUGCCCAAGAGCUAUCACCAGAUACGUCUGCAUACACAGCUCCAGCAGCGCCGCCAGCAGCGCGUCACGUGCCAGCUGCUGCGCAGCGUCUCCUCCUGGAGCUGCGGCUUCAUCGAGCAGGAUCUGGUGGAGCAGAGCAUCCAUGAUGCCUACAUCGAGACCAUAACAAAGGCCCAGCAUUACAUCUACAUUGAGAACCAGUUCUUCAUCACAUUGCAGUUGGGCGUGUCCGGUACGCUGGGCGGAAACGUGCGAAACCAAAUCGGCGAGACGCUCUUCAAGCGCAUAGUCCGGGCCCACAAGGAGCGAAAGAACUUCCGCGUCUAUGUGAUCAUGCCAUUACUGCCCGGCUUCGAGGGCGAUGUGGGCGGCAGCACAGGGAAUGCGGUACGCGCGAUCACACAUUGGAAUUAUGCGUCCAUUUCGAGAGGGCGAACGUCCAUUCUGACGCGUCUACAGGAGGCGGGAAUUACGCAGCCGCAGAAAUACAUUUCAUUCCACAGUCUACGCAAUCAUUCCUAUUUGAACAACACGCCGAUUACGGAGCUCAUCUAUGUGCAUUCCAAGCUGCUCAUUGCCGACGAUCGAGUGGUUAUAUGCGGCUCAGCCAAUAUAAACGAUCGGUCGAUGAUCGGGAAGCGCGACUCGGAAAUAGCGGCCAUAUUUAUAGAUGAGGAGUACGAGAAUGGACGCAUGAAUGGCAAGGAUUAUCCAAGUGGCAUAUUUGCAGGACGCUUGCGCAAAUUUCUGUUCAGGGAGCACCUGGGGUUGCUCGAGUCGGAUGGAUCGGCGCGAACUGAUUUGGAUAUAACCGAUCCCGUGUGCGAUCAAUUUUGGCAUGACACCUGGCGUCGGAUUUCCACGCGCAACACAGAAAUCUACGACGAGGUGUUCAAAUGUAUACCCACAGAUUUCGUAAAAACGUUUGCUAGCCUGCGCAAGUACCAGGAGGAGCCACCGCUAGCGAAAUCGGAUCCUGAGUUGGCAGCCAAGCGGGUGAUCGAAAUUCAGGGCUACCUCGUCAACUUACCCCUGGAGUUUCUAAACAAGGAGACGCUCACGCCACCCGGGACCAGUAAAGAAGGCCUCAUACCUACCUCUGUGUGGACAUAGUCUGCUAUUUUCAAAACUAAUAGGUUUAAUAGAGCUCCCACCAAAAGCGCUCUGUGUUCAAAUUCUCGACUCUGAGUCAAGGAGAACGGUACAGGAACAUGCGCCCCCGACUAGUUUCCAAGUCAUGAAUUGUACAUAGAAACAUACACGUACAUACAUAAGUAUAUAAGCUGAAAAUGUGUUGCCUUACUUUUAGUUAAUUUAUUUUUAUGGUAUGUCAAUGUCCCUAUUAGCAUUAGAAUCAUUGUUGUUUCCUGUAAUGUUUAAAUCAGUAUUUUAGACGAAUUGAAGAGCAAUUUUUUACAAGCAAAUAAACUGAUCGAAAGUUCGAGAAAAGACAUUCUGA